AUGAACCCCGAAAUGGCCGAAGAUCGAGCAACCCGCACCGUUAUUGCUGAACUUUCAGCCGCUUACAAGGAGGGAGAUAUCACUGGGUAUGCCUUCUGGUGCGCGCUGGAUUGUGCACGAUCACACCUUGACAAUCCACAAGACUUGCAACUCAAGCAUGCUACCGAUGUGAUCGCCGGACUCGUCAGAACUUUGGUAGCAUUUCCGGAGAGCGGGCGGGCGCUGGAGGUGUAUGCGAGGGGUGUGCUGAAGGUACUACACGAGAAGGGAAAUACAAGGCGUAUAAACAAUGCAAGACCAGCCGCUACUAGCAGCUCCACAGCAAAUUAG
Ramularia collo-cygni is the source of this 330-nucleotide messenger RNA. RefSeq lists its product as uncharacterized. Bases 1 to 330 code for a protein of 109 amino acids. The transcript has a single exon. The record is from RefSeq and is a predicted model, not a curated record. Lineage: Eukaryota; Fungi; Ascomycota; Dothideomycetes; Mycosphaerellales; Mycosphaerellaceae.